GAUUGCUUGCCGGCCGCGCGGAUCGUAGUUUAUUCUAUGGCAUUUUGACAUCCAAGCUUCAGUCCGACGCGUCACCGUCGGAUUUUAUUUAAUUUUUUAAUUAUAAAUUAGUAACAAAGUAAAUUGUGAUAAGUGUGAAUUUCAUACACAUAUUGGUGAUAUUACUAGUGUUAAGAUUUGUUAUGUUAUUGUUGCACAGUGGAUAAUUAAACGAGCUUACCCUGCCUGCAGUGCGUGCCAAGAGCCCCAGAGUCCCAGCCAUUAGAUUGAGUGGAGUGCCCCCUGUGUCCACCCACACGUAGCCCUGUACGCAGCCAAAAUUCCACGAGACACUACGGACACCUCCUCCAGCAUGGAACUGGAGAAAUCUCCCAAUCUUCAUGAGGAAGACUCCAAAGUUACCCUCACUAUCAGACUGAUUAUGCAGGGGAAGGAAGUGGGAAGUAUUAUUGGAAAGAAAGGAGAAAUUGUCAAGAGAUUUAGAGAAGAGUCUGGAGCCAAAAUCAACAUUUCAGAUGGAUCAUGCCCAGAGCGUAUUGUCACUGUCACAGGCAACACAAGUGCUAUUUUCAAAGCGUUCACUCUCAUAUGCAAGAAAUUUGAAGAGUGGUGCUCUCAAUUCAAUGAAGGCGGUGGCGGCGGUUCUCGUGCGCCAAUCACCCUGCGGCUCAUCGUACCCGCGUCGCAGUGCGGCUCGCUCAUCGGCAAGGGAGGCUCCAAGAUCAAGGAGAUCCGUGACGUCACUGGCGCCAACAUACAGGUGGCCAGUGAAAUGUUGCCAAACUCCACCGAGAGGGCGGUGACGAUCAGCGGCACGUGCGACGCCAUCACACAGUGCAUUUACCACAUCUGCUGCGUCAUGUUAGAGAGCCCGCCAAAAGGUGCGACGAUUCCAUACAGACCAAAACCCAACGUCGCAGGCCCAGUAAUUCUAGCCGGUGGUCAAGCUUACACCAUCCAAGGGAACUACGCUGUGCCAGCGCAAGACAUGGGAGGUUUAGCUAAGUCUCCGUUAGCCGGUUUGGCAGCUUUAGGGCUUGGCAGUUUGGGACCAGCUAACACAGGCGGACUUAACCCUGCAGCAGCGCUAGCAGCCCUCGCGGGGUCACAGCUGCGCACCUCGAACCAGUCGCGCAACCAACCCGCUUCCAACCAGCAGUCGCAUGAAAUGACAGUGCCCAACGAGCUCAUCGGUUGCAUCAUCGGCAAGGGAGGUACUAAGAUCGCUGAAAUCCGCCAAAUCUCCGGCGCGAUGAUCCGGAUAUCGAACUGCGAGGAACGCGAGGGCGGCAGCACGGAUCGCACCAUCACUAUAUCGGGCAACCCGGAUUCCGUUGCACUCGCGCAGUAUCUCAUCAACAUGAGUGUGGAGCUACAGAAGGCGAACCUGGAGGGUAGCACUUCAGGAGGUGCGGGCUCGUCCGGCGCCAGUCCGCUCGCGUCUGCCAUCCCCCUCGCGCAGCUCCUCAGCAAGUCUGGGGCGCUGGGCGCGCUCAGCUCCCUCUCCGCGCUGGGCGGGCUCACCGACCUCCUCAGCGGGAACCCAACGCCGCCCGUGCAAACCACAGGAGUACAUCGCAGCCACAAAUCAUACAAUCGCCGCCAGGAUGACGACACGCCCACCAAAUCCUCAAAAGAGAGGAGCAAAUAUAAUCCCUAUUAGGUUUCGUUUCGGUAGGCGUACUCGGUGGCUUUCACUUAGACGAACAUAGUACCCAAAAGCUCCCUAAACAAAUAAGGGCAUAGUGAUCUCCCUCACCGCGCUGGGUGGCCUCACCGACUUGUUCAACGGGAACCCAAAGCCGCCCGUGCGAGCUACUGGCGUACAUCGCAGCCACAAAUCAUACAGUCGCCGCCAGGAUGACGAUACGCCCACCAAAUCCUGUAAAGAGUAUACGUGUACUCGGAAGUUUUCAUGUUUACUAACAUAGUAUCUGCCUCAAUUCGGAACAGUAGUGAUAAUUUUUUAACUUCGUGCUCACGGUUGUGGUGAUGACGUGGUCGCACUAACAGUUUUAAGUUGUCUCAUUGAUAUUGUCUUCCCCCCUCCCUCCCUCCCCUCCCACCAAAAACGUCAGGAGCACGUACAACGAAACAAUAAAUACACGUGAUAUCUUACUUCAUGAUUUUUUUCUAACCGUAACAAGUGAAUUCGUGGCCCCUUUGUGCGGCAGCACAUGUGCUGUCAUUUUACUCAAGCUAAUUCAAAGUGGACUUAUUGGGGUUUCCUAUGUUCGUCUAUGUCUCGGACUGAUUUAACCAAAAAGUUUUAAACUAUAGUCGUGUCGUGACGCUUCCGCUGGGUAGGACUACGCGUCGUUUCCAUUUCUAUUAAGCUAUCCAAAACAUAGCUAUUAAUUUUAUUGAAUAAGAGAAACCUAUUUAUUUGUGACUAUCUUAAAAAGGAAAAUCAUUUAAAACACGAGGAUAGUUUUUACUUUAAAAAUCAUGUAAUUUAAGCGUUUAUUUUUUCUAAGCGAGCAAUAUCGUCAGUUUUAGGCAUAACUAAAAGCAUUUAAUAGUUAAUUGUCGAUACAAAUUGCUUAUCACUCUGACUUACAUGAAUUUAAGAAAAUAAAAUUGUUUAACUUGAUGCUUCUAAACUUAGAGAGAAAUUUCAAAUUAAAAUAAUUUGCUAAAUUACUACGAUAAUUGACAAUAUUAAAUGUUCUUGUAAAAAAAACAGAGAUUUACUAAAAAUAACUUGUGUACAAUUUUUCUUUGUUAACACAAAAAAAAAAAUAUUAAGGUUUAUCGCGACCAAUUUUUAUACUCCUAAUUUCAAAUCAUAUGAAUAGCGACUGACGAAAACAAAUCAAAUCAACUAAUGUGGAAUAACAAAGAAAUAUAAGAUAAUAUGAUAACUAGGGAUCGUGACAAUAGUAGGAGAUACGUAGAAGCUUAUAUGCUGUAGAUUAUACAGAAUGCUUCGCGUUUGAAAUGGGCAGAAAGAUAAUGAAAGUGCCGAUUAAACAUAGAUAGUAGACUGGAAAAAAAAUAUGUCGCAUCAAAUAACGUUGCAUUUUGAGAUUAACUAGAACUAUGUACUUUACAUAAGUUAUAUUACUAUCAAUUCGUUCGUAAUUGCCAAACCCGUCACAUCCAAUAAUCAUAUUCAAACUGCAAUCUUACAUUUUGUGGGAAGUUGGAAUCGGCACAUAAUUUUAUUGUAAAAUCUAUUUAAGAUUGAAUGAAAUACAGGGUGAUUAGCAAAACAUCAAGCUAUACUUCAAACCAGUAGGUACUUGUAGGAAAGCUUAUCUUAAAUUAACUAUAAUAGUUAGGGUAACUUAAACUAGGAAAUAGUUAAGCAUACCACCUUUUAAUAUCAGUAAUAGAAUAGCUAACCUAUAUUGUUGAAGUAUUGUUUGAUGGCUAUGAAUUACUCUGUAUAAGUAUAUAUUACAAUAGUAUGUUAGGUACUUAUCGUUGAAUUAAAAAUUAAGAGAACUCGAGAUAUUUAAAGUAGCCAUUAAGAGUUACGUUAUAAAUUUUCAGGGAAAAUGUUUUAUAAUUGAAUCCAUUAUAUUGGAAAUCUAUAUCUAUAAGUUUAAUAAAGCACUCUUUACGGGAGUAUAGGUAUUACUUGUUUCAAUGCUUUACGUUUCAGGCCAUUUUCAAAUACCGUAAUAAAAAUUACGCGGUCGAUUGUUAUAUAUAACCCCUUAAGCAACGAAUUAGAAAUGAUAUGAAAUACUUACUGUGCUAAAAAAUGGUUCCACACAAACUGCGAUCAAGUGAGCGGGGCGAAAAAACUACGAUCAACAUGCCUAUCAUGAGAUUAGUUGGCAUUUCCGUUUAACAUUAUCUUACCCAAAGAAUGGAUAGCCGAAUUUAUUUGCAGAUAUUUGAUUUGUCAAAGUAUUUUGUUAUGUCUGUGUGCAUGUCGUCUGUAAAUGAAAUUUAGCUGUAUGAAUUUGGAACCAUGUUUUAGCGGUCUUUGUAAGAGAGUAAUGUUUCCAUAUCAUUUCUAAUUCGUUGCCCUUAAGAGUAUUUUAUUAAAGAAGUGUUAUACCCGAAAGUAUAACAAACAUUAAGUUUAUGAGUAGUUAUUAAGGUAUUGCUACCAUGUACUCUAUUUUGUACGUGUAUCCGAUAUUCAACAUUGUUUACGGGCAGUAACUGAAGUAUUUUAGGGUACAUAAGUCUACCCUCUGUUGAAUUCUUUCAAUACCUACACUCUAAGUGGGACUUUUUACCCUGACGUUCUGAAAUUUGGUAUAAAGUGUACGGAGCGAAUGUCAACUUUGACAUUUUUUGCACCAAGAGCUUAAGUUUUGAACGCUCUGCUGAGCUCGACCCCCAUACCACUGUUCUCAGCAUUACUAUUCACUCUCACCUGAAACGACACUUAAUUUUUCUUGUUUGCGCACAUAAGAACUGGAUUCCUAGCUCAAACGAGGUACAUGUUAGCAUCUAUACCUACUUACCUACUAAUAUUAUAAAGAGGAAAGAUUUGUUUGUUUGUUUGUUUGUCUUGAAUGGGCUACGAAACUACUGAAACAAUUCUAAAAAAACCUUCAUCAUCCGUGAUGAACAUAGGCUAUAGAGUAUUUUCAAAAAAGUUAGGGUUCCGUAUGAAAACAUCGAUAAUGUAACCCAACGUGUGGAUAAAAUGCCAAAAAAUAACCUUAUGUCGAGUACACUGCGAAAGUCAUUGACAAUAGAGCAAAGUAAUGUACUAAAGUUUUAUAGAGAACAUCAAUAUCUAAAAUCGCCGACACAGAAAUGUAAAUACAUAGCAAACUUAUGUAUUAAACCUUCUCGCUAGGAAAAAGUUUAACAAAAAUAGUGAUAAGAUGUAGUCUCGGAUUUUAUAAAAUUCGAUAACAGUUUUAAAUAAUAUUCAAACUUAUUCGAUUUGUGAUUGUACAAACUAACAAAUUUUAUUUUUAUCCUUGUCUUUAUUAAAUUCAACCAAAAUGUAUUUUUUCUUAAAUUCGUUUAAUAAUUUACAGGUUUGUUAAUUUGAUUACUACAACCAGCUAUGGAAAUGUUUGAAGCAUGCAUGAUUACAUAUCAUGUUUUGUAUUGUUCAUGGUACCUAAAUAAUAUUCUAAAAUAUUUUUUGGUCCUUUUUAAAAGCUACAAUAGACCAAAAUAAAAUCGCGCAUAACAUUUUCAUCUACGAUCUGAUUUUUUUAUACAUACAUAUUUGUUUUUUGGCUUUGAAAUUUUUAAAAAUAUAACAGUAAUGCUAUGAUUGAAUUUUCUAAUUAAUUAUUUUAGAUCACUGAUGCUUUUUUUUAUUUUAUCGCAAUUCAUUUGAUCAUUACUAUAUUGUAUAUUCUUCACUUAGAUUUUUCGUAAUUAGAUGUAGUUUCAUAUAUGUAUUUUGUAUUUGCAUAAUGAUAAGUGACGGGUAAACAGCAUUAUUAUUGUAGAAACAAUGUCUAAUGGAUUUGCUGAUCUGAUUAAUUUUUGGUGUACUCUCAAUAAGUAAUAAUCUGUUUACCCGUAAAUGUACACGUUUUAUAAAUUAGUGCGAAUUUAAACCGAGGUCCAAUUCGAGUGUUUCUAACUUGUAGUCCCAUUGGGGGAAAAAAUGUGUGGCUGCCAAUUCCAUUUUUAUUUGUAAAAUAUAAAAGAAAUCAUGUUAAUUUUAAGUAAUAGGCAUUUUUCUUAUAAUUUCAGGGUUAUAUUACUCGCUAGAAUCGUUAAGUAAAAGUGUAUUGUUUUAAAAGUACAUUAUGAAAUAAAAUAAUAAUUGCAAUCUCGCAGGUUUUAUUAUAAUUCUUAUGAUAAUUAUUUGUUCGAGAAUUUUUGGAUUUUUAAUAUUUUCGAAUCCUUUCACUUUGAAUGUAGUUUCGUACGAUUUGAUUGCGCAUACUGCAUGCGUUUCUCUGCGUCAAAUAGGUAACUACAAUGAACAGAUAAUUAAUUACCGUUUUUUGGAGGACAAGGUCUUAACCUAAACUACAUGUUUUAAUUAUGUCUCUUGCAAUAAUUCAUUAUUAUUGCUUAAUUAUUAUAUUUAAAAGAAGCAAUCGUCUUCUGUACCUACCUGAUAUACCCAACCAUUAACAUUCGGCCCGGGUUUUGAAAAUGAUUUUUUUUUAUAUAUAUUUUUAAAAGUGGAUUAUCACAAAUUAAUAUCCGUUUACAAAAAUCUACACCUGGGCAGAUUUGCGAGAUAAAUAAAAAUAAUAUCCAGCGAUCGCACUCGUAAGCUUAGGAUUUUUUUGCCCAUUCGUACGAAAGUGCAUCCUUAGUGCAAGAAACCUUAUUGUAUUACGUCAUUAUAACAGGAAUAAAUUAUAAUUUCCAAAUGUGUAAAUACACAAUGACUAUAGGUAAAUUUGUAUAGCAUAAUCGCCAUACAACGAUCCUAUCAAGAACCCAAGCCAUUAUCCUGCCUACCCAGGCACCAAACAUUCCCGUGUUACCUGACGCCGGACCAAAUCCAACGAGUACCUACAUCCUACAGCUCACCGGAUCACCCAAUUUCCUGGUAAGAAGUUUCCUUUACAUUUUAUUUUGUAUCCUAGAAUAUCCACACUUCUGUACCUAACGAAAUAAACUGACAUAGUGUUAUUAUUUAUGUAUAGUACAUGAAAUUUUUGUAUUAGUUUGAUAUGGCAAGGGAGGUCGUGAAUUCAAAUGAGAAUAUGUGUUGAAAUGUUCCAGGAUCACGAUGGAGACUGCAGGCAUGCCGCUGCCGGGCUACCACUACAUCGCUCCGAACCACAUCGUGAAAGCACCGAUCCAUUGAAUGGGGCUCCGCGGCCAGAAUUCCGGCGUUGCUUACAAAACGUACAAUGAAAGAACGUAUUAUGUGCAGCCGCAAUACGGAAAUCUGGCUCCGAUAUAUUUCUUCAAGUAAAUACGAAGACCAAACAAUCUCUGUCGAGAAGGGAAGCAAAUCACUAGAUAUCGUGCUGAACGUAUGUUUACAUUUGUUACAAGUUUAUAAGUAUUUUAGAUAUUCUUAUAUUUAUUCUCCACUGUAUUUAAUUAAUUGGAAUAGAAAUUGGGGGAGGUAAACGUAUUUCGGAAACAUAUUAUAAAGGUGAAGAUAAAAAAUGACUGACGAUUUGAAAAUUUCUGCUAACCAGUGAUCGGUGAACUCGAUCUUUUAAACCUAUGGUUGAAUGUAAUAUUUUGUUUCGUUCACCGUUCACAGGUUCAUGAAUUUAUAAAUGACAAAGUAUGCAACAGGAGUUAGCUAAGCUGAUCGAAUUUACUAUGGAUUUAAGCGGUCGAGUUACUCAAUUAUCUAUUGGAUUUGUUUUCCAUAAUGAGCAGUAAUGACCACACAUAUAAUAAAAUGUUCAAAGUAAGAUAAAACGAGAGUCUGCAUAAUAGUAGGUGUAGAUGCGUUACAAUCGACCUCGGAACCGCUGACGUAGCGUAGUAUUAGAUUAGCGAACAGAGUGAGAGGGUUAAAGACAAUAUUUGUAAAUAAAAUAAUCGUAAUAACCUGCAGAAAAUUAGGUAUUACAGUAAUAGUUGCGCCGCACGGGCGCGGCGUGGCGAUACGAAACCGAUGGGAACAAAUCCUUAGGAACUUACAUUAAAAGCGGAAGAGAACAUUGCAGUAUAUCAUUUACAAUCGUCUAUGAUCACAAAAAGACGUUAGUUGUAUAAAAAUAGUGUUGCUAAAUGUGAUAGUCCUCUAAUUUAUUUUACAUUUGAACUAUAAGAUCUCUAAUUUACAAAUAUACACAUUGUGUACAUCGGCUACUGGAAAAGUCGAAUAAAUAAAUAUUGGUCUAGGGAUCAAAGCCAAAGAUUGUUGAAGUUUGUUUAACACUAAUAAUGUUGUGGAUUUAUGCUAAAUUAUUCUGAGUAGUUAAUGUUUAGUGGAGUAACGUAGGACAGUUUUUUGAAUUAUUUUAUUACCCUCUCCAGACUGCUCAUUGUACUUAGUAUUAGAACAAAAGUAUAGAUAGUCCUGUGGUAAUCUACAUAUUUCCAAAAAAAUCAUAAAAAAAACUUAGUUUUAAAUUAGAAGUAAGAAUAACUCUAGGACCACUGUAUUGAAAGCUUUCCAGUAAAAUAUUUGCUUGAAGUAAACGAGUGCCACAAUAUGACAGAAUGCAGUGCCAAACUGGUGACUUAUAUCUAUGAGGCAUUUUAAUUUCCUCGAUGUAGUUAAAUAAAGAACAUUUACUUAUAUUAGGAGAUCUGUCAGAUUAAUGACGAUUUUACUUGCAACAUGUAUUGACGUAAUCCACUGAAUAUUUUAUUAAUUUUGCACCCUAGGUAUAAGAAUCUUAAAAUUAGAAAUACAAAUUUUGUCUCGGUACAUAUCCCUAUGACAUAUUUUCCCCAAGUCUUCCCUUUCAAUAUCUUAUACUUAUGACAUUUGAAGAGAAAAUGAUGAUUGUGCCAAAGUUGUGUCUAAAUUUAUGCAUGGAUUUGAGAAAACGACAAACAUGAUUUAUUGUUUGUUUAAGUAUUAUUUUUGUUAACAUUGUCGAAUUAUGCUAGUCAAAUUGUUCUGAAAUUAAAGACAAAUAAUGAAAUUUUAAAAUAUAGUGCUAGUCAAAAUUUUAAUUUCAAUUGGUGUGUCUUUUUUCGUUUUUGUAUAAAUGUUAAAAAGUACUUUAUUUAUUUUUGUUCGUGUAUUUCAAAGUUUUAACUAUUUUUAUGUGGUCUCGCUAAAUUAAAUUAGCAAUAAAUUUUGAUAAAAUCAAUUGUUUAUAGUAUAAUAAAUUGCAAUUAAGACAAUGUAUAGAGCUUUGUAAAUUAAGUAUCACACAGGUAUAAAUAGAAUUAAUCUAUAGAGCUAAAGAGAAAUUGAAAGUAGUAUGUUUAAUAAAGAGAAGAGAUUUCAUAGCUGUGAUUAAAGUUUGGAUGGCACUUUUGUGCCAUUAGCUACGUCAGAUUAGAAGCCGCGAGGAUGCUGGAGCAGUGAUGCGUAGGCGCAGGCGCAGCUAGUAGUGAUAGUGCACGCUUCCUAGGUCGUUGUUGCUAUAGACACGAGUCGAACGUGCACCUUGAACGUGGGUUAUAUAUAUAUUUUUAUGGCAUGCGACAAAAGGCAAUUGUAACGCAAAUACUUUCUCUAAAAAGAAGUAUUAGUUCAUUGGUGUUGUCAAUAAAUUAAUAUUAAAUUUAGUACAAUGCAAUAUAAUUAAUAUGAUUAGUGAAUAAUACAUUUAUUUGUCUUGUGUAGGUGUUAUGUUCGAAUAAAAUAAUUGGUGAUCAUUAUUAUAAUAUUAAUCGAUAUACACUAUACUCAUAGAAUUUAUUAUGAUUCAAUAUUGUUACUGUUAUUUUGAUUUGCUCAAUUUUCAGAAUGUUUACGUAAGCUAGGCUUCUAAUUUUUAAAAUAAUAAGUUUGUUUUGUUUAUAGUCUGUUAGUACUAUUGAUAUAACGAUGUUUCGUCGUGGGUAUAACAUGUUCAUAUUUUAUAAUAUUCUUGCUGCUUAGGGCAGUAAUGUAACAUGCUUAUAAUUUAUAAUGUUAAUAAAAGACGCUAUAUGAGGAAGUAAAAUAAUAUUGGGGUCGGAUAAAAUAAAUAAUACACGUGUCUUUUGAAGACAUACUACAAAUCAUAAAAUUAACUUUAUAAUAUUGUUUUGAGUAGCAGCAGCCAUUUUAUAUUAUUACCUUAAAUUAUUUUCAGUAGACAUUGCCGAAGUCAAGCUAAACUUUUGACAAAGAAAAGUACAUAAUUACUUGCAGAGGAAACAACUUCGUGUUAGUGUCUCUUAAAAAGUAGGUAUAUAAUGCAACGCCACUUUAUUAUUAUCUACUCCGCGUUAUGAUAUUUAGCCUUUAUUAACAGGGUCAGACUGCGUUGUAUAGUAGUAUAAUUAAAUUCAAUUUAGCAAAUAUUAAUGAAUGUAAAACUUCUUUUUUAAAUUUUCGUAUAGCACAUACAUUUAAUAUAGGUAAUCUUAUUGCACUUUAUUCAAUAACCUAUUAUGUGGCUAUUAAUAUUUUCUUAUUUAUCACAACACAAUAGAAUUGUAUGAUUAAAAUGUGCAUUCAAAGUCAAUGAGUACUUUGAAUUAUUCAUAUUAAACUUUAAUCGCACGAUAUAAACAAAUCAUAUUUUGCUAUCUUCUUGAUUAUAUUAUAUACAAUGUAUAUCCACAUACAGGUUUGAGACGAUUGGGUAAAAAGGGUUGUGUAAUUUGUUAAGCAUAUACAAUUUCAAAAAUAAUUAUAUUUGCUUCACUCCCUAAUAAGUACCACUACAUAUAAAAAAUUAGACUGCAAGUUGUUCAUCAUUUAUUAUACAGUAGUUGACCAGGGUAAAAUAUAUUGAUUUAUUAACUUCAAAGUAACGUACUACAAUAAUUCUACAUAUGAAAUGAGUAUUUUAAAGCUUACAAUAGCUGAAAUAUAUUUAGAGCAGCUAUUACAAAUUGAAAAUCAACUUUCAGAAUGAAAAUAUAUUUGUUUAAUAUAUGUUACGUUAAACAGUUACUGUAGUAGUAUUUAAAACCGAUGUAUGAUGUAUGUAAUGGCAUAGUCAGAUUUGUAUAGACAAACUAUGCCUUAAAAACUGUGCCGUAAUCAAUCUAAUAAAUUGAUGAAUUUUAUCUCUGACCUUAUUCUGUUUCAUUAUUAAUUUAGAUUAAUUAAAGUUUAUAGUUAAUAUUGACUGAGUAUAGUUAAGAAUGAAAAUAUCAAAAGUAUAUCUAUAUAAACGAGUCGGCGGAAGUUCACUAAAUAAAUAUUGCAAUUUUAAUAAGCAUUUAAUUUUUUAUCAUUAGUAGGAGAUACAAUCAAACUAAUAUGAUCAUCUUUCCACAAAGUCAUCACACCACAAAUUUAAUAAGCACUUACGUAUUCUACUUGUAAAUAUCUUUUACAAUGCCCACUUAUAUCAAAAUUCUCACACUUGUGUCUAAUAAAAGAAAAACUGUUCAUAAGGCAUUUUAAAGAUCAGUUUUUUGUACCACUCGCUCACGAACACAGUACCUACUUUAUAGUUUUUGUCGAAGUUGUAUUUCUCAUAACUGGCAUAGUACGAUAAAUAGGUAGUUGUAUUGAUACUUAUGUAAAGAAAAUAGAAUACACACUGAUUUCAUAUAAGCGUGUUUUUGUUGAGUUGUAGGGGUUAUCCUUGCAGUAUUAAUAUGCCAGUCAAUGCAUCUAUCUAUUAUGGUAAAAUGUUUAGGCAUAACCAUUUUUCGUUGAGGUUUCACAAUGACGUCACUGUUUUGGUGGAACCCCAACUAACUUAUUCAUUCACCUGAAUGAUUCCACCUUUUGUUGUAGAGGUGUGCGUCCUCGGCAUUGAAUAAUUAGACUGUAAUGCAUUCCCAACUUAACUGUAAACAUAACCUUUGGCACCUAUUUUGAUCUUAAUCACGCUUAUAUGAACUAAGCUGUAUUUAAUUAUCUUCACGUUUCCGCAUAACAAAUUUAGAUGUUCUUUCUUGUUCAAAUAUCACUGUAAUUGUCAACAUAUCUAAUCGUUUUGUGAAUUAAAUUGAUUAAUGUUAAUGAAUUAUAAAUGUUGUACUCGUACUUACGGUUACAGUAUACCUACUUUCAUUGAGGUUCGUUUCAAUAAUUCAUGUUUGUUUUCUUUAUGUUAAUUCAAUAAAGUGUGUAAAUAAA
Messenger RNA from Chilo suppressalis (striped riceborer), 11527 nucleotides. NCBI's taxonomy places the organism in Eukaryota, Metazoa, Arthropoda, Insecta, Lepidoptera, Crambidae. The record is from the annotation of a GenBank genome assembly.